Messenger RNA from Panicum hallii, 2961 nucleotides. RefSeq lists its product as uncharacterized. Gene Ontology annotation, cellular component: vacuole. The coding region runs from base 1 to 2961 and encodes 986 amino acids. Lineage: Eukaryota; Viridiplantae; Streptophyta; Magnoliopsida; Poales; Poaceae. The transcript has 16 exons. Gene Ontology annotation, biological process: proteolysis. The record is from RefSeq and is a predicted model, not a curated record. Gene Ontology annotation, molecular function: serine-type carboxypeptidase activity.
AUGAGAAGCAUUUCCAUAUGCUUCCUUCUGCUCGUUUGCGUGGCUACGCCGCGCGCAAAUGCGUCACAAGAGGCUCGUCUGAGAGAAUUCAUCCGAUCGAGAAGGAGCAGCAGUGCCUCCAGUGCAAAUGCGCCGGCCUUCAGGAUCACCAGAAGCCUCCGAGCAGAGUACUCUGUUACUGACCAGAGCGCUCUGAGGGAGGCCGACAAGAUCACGGCGCUCCCCGGCCAGCCUAAGGGCGGCGCCGGCUUCAACCAGUACAGCGGGUACGUGAGCGUCGACGAGAAGAACGGCCGUGCGCUCUUCUACUACUUCGUCGAAGCGACGAGCGAUGCAGCGACAAAGCCGCUACUCCUGUGGCUUAACGGAGGUCCUGGAUGCUCAUCGCUCGGCUAUGGAGCAAUGAUAGAACUCGGCCCAUUCCGCAUAAACAGUGACAACAAAACGCUGAGCAGAAAUGAGAACGCCUGGAACAACGAGGCCAACGUGCUCUUCCUGGAGUCACCUGCUGGUGUUGGGUUCUCCUACUCCAACACAUCUUCUGACUACAGUAAGAGCGGUGACCAAAGGACAGCAGACGACGCGUUCGUCUUCCUGACCAAUUGGAUCGAGAGGUUCCCUGAGUACAAAGGGCGUGCUUUUUACAUCUCCGGGGAGAGCUACGCCGGACACUAUGUUCCGCAGCUCGCAACGGCUAUCCUUAGUUACAAUAUGAAUAGUAAAAGUAACAUCAUAAAUCUACGGGCUAUAUUGGUUGGCAAUGCAUAUCUUGACGAUAAUAAGAACACAAAGGGGCAAAUCGACUACUUGUGGAGCCAUGGAGUGAUAUCAGAUGAGGUGUGGGCCAACAUUACCAGGACCUGCAAAUUCAGUCCUUCGGAUGGUAUCACAUGCUCUGAUGCUAUGGCUGCAUAUGAUUCUGGAAACAUUAGUGGGUACAAUAUAUACGCUCCUGUUUGCAUUGACGAACCCAAUGGAAACUACUACCCCAGCAGCUAUGUUCGGGGAAUUGAUCCAUGCAGCAACUACUAUAUCCACUCUUACCUGAACAAUCCCAUGGUGCAAAAGGCUUUCCAUGCUAGAACGACAAAGUGGUCAGGCUGCACAGAUUUGCACUGGAAAGAUGCUCCAGUGUCCAUGAUGCCGACCAUAAAAUGGCUUCUGGAACAGGGGCUGCCGGUUUGGCUAUACAGUGGCGACUUUGAUGCCAUCUGCCCGCUCACUGCGACAAGGUACUCCAUCAUUGAUCUCGAGCUCUCGGUCAUGGAGCCAUGGCGCCCCUGGACUGCAAACAAAGAGGUUGGAGGCUAUGUUCAGCAGUACACGGGAGGUCUUGUGCUUGUUUCAGUGAGGGGAGCUGGCCAUCAAGUUCCUUAUUUCCAGCCAGAGAGAUCGCUAGUGCUGGUCAGCUCCUUCUUAAAAGGAAAGCUACCGCCUUAUCGAACUGUAAAUCUCGGAGAGAUCGACACACAUUUCACAGUAAAGAUGAGGAACACCGCUUCCCUGAUCUACUUGCUGCUCCUUAUCUGCGCCGCUGCAUUGCACGCAGAUGCGUCCCAAGAGGCUCAACUGAGAGAGUUCAUCAGGUCUAGGAGGACCAAUCGUAGCGAUAAGGGCAUGUUUAAGGUGAGUAACAUUGGUCAGAGGGUUGGCGGCAGCCUGCAGAGAACAAGCUACUCUGGCGGCCCGGACCAGAGCACCCUGAAGGCGGCUGACAAGAUCAUGUUGCUGCCGGGGCAACCAGACGGCGUCGACUUCGACCAGUACGGUGGGUACAUCACCGUCGACGAGAAGAACGGCCGCGCGCUCUUCUACUACUUCGUGGAGGCGCUGCAGGAUGCCUCGACAAAGCCGCUGCUCCUGUGGCUUAAUGGAGGGCCAGGAUGCUCCUCGCUUGGCUACGGAGCAAUGCAAGAACUGGGCCCAUUCCGUGUAAACAGCGACAACAAAACGCUGAGCAGGAACAUGUAUGCUUGGAAUAACGUGGCUAAUGUGAUCUUCUUGGAAUCACCGGCGGGAGUUGGAUUUUCUUACUCCAACACCUCUUCGGACUAUGACAUCAGUGGAGAUCAGAGGACAGCUGAUGAUGCCUACGUGUUUCUGAUUAAUUGGUUGGAGCGUUUCCCUGAGUACAAAAGCCGCCCAAUCUACAUCUCCGGGGAGAGCUUCGCCGGACACUACGUGCCCGAGCUUGCUGCCACCAUUCUAGUCCAGAAUUCGUACAAUAGCAAGACAGCCAUAAACCUACGGGGCAUCUUGGUUGGAAAUCCUCUUCUGGACUGGAAUAUGAACUUCAAGGGUCAGGUUGACUACUUCUGGAGCCACGGAUCAAUGUCAGACGAGGUCUUUGCCAACAUAACUAGGCACUGUCAUUUUGACAACUCAGACGGCCUGGUGUGCGAUGGCGCUAUAGAUGCUUUCGAUCCUGGACAAAUUGACCCUUACAACAUAUAUGCUCCAAUCUGUGUUGAUGCGGCCAACGGAGCAUACUAUCCUAGUGGCUACUUACCUGGGUAUGAUCCCUGCAGCGAUUAUUACACCUACGCCUACCUCAAUGAUCCAGCAGUGCAGAAUGCUUUUCACGCUAGAAUGACAGAGUGGUCAGGAUGCACAAACUUGCACUGGAAAGAUGCACCAAUUUCCAUGGUGCCAACGAUCUCGUGGCUAAUUGAGAUGAAGCUGCCUGUCUGGAUUUUUAGUGGUGAUUUUGAUUCCGUGUGCCCACUCCCCGCUACGAGGUAUUCCAUCCAUGACCUUAACCUGCAUGUCACAACUCCAUGGCGGCCGUGGACAGUAAACAUGGAGGUAGGAGGAUAUGUUCAACAGUACAAGGGAGGAUUCACAUUUGCUUCCGUCAGAGGAGCUGGUCAUAUGGUUCCGUCCUCCCAACCUGAGAGAGGAUUAACAUUGCUAGACUCCUUUCUCAAAGGGAUGCUCCCACCCUACGUUCCGGAGCAGUGA